This is a messenger RNA of Panicum virgatum (switchgrass), 670 nucleotides long. RefSeq lists its product as uncharacterized. The transcript is spliced from 2 exons. Lineage: Eukaryota; Viridiplantae; Streptophyta; Magnoliopsida; Poales; Poaceae. Bases 200 to 424 code for a protein of 74 amino acids. The record is from RefSeq and is a predicted model, not a curated record.
CGCGACGCCGGGCCGCUCUCAAAUCGGACGGAAUCGCCUCCUACGGUUCCGACCCCGACGAUGGCGCAUAAAUAUGCCCGCAGCCGCCGCGGCCCGGUGACCUGUAGCCAGCAGCCCACUGUUCCGUCGGAUCCCAGAGGCGGCGCGCCCUCCCCCGAGUCCUCAUCGUCCGGCGUCGUCCUCCUCCGGGCCGCACGAGAUGAGGUGGGGCGCCGCCGCUGCCGCCGUGUCCGCCGCGGCCACCGCCGCCGCGUCCGCCGCAUACCCCUCCACCACGGUACAGCAGGGGUCCCCGCCAGCGAGGGAGGAGGACGCCGCUGGAAGGAGGCGGUGGAGCGGCGCCGCAGCGGCGGCGGAUGAGAGGUUCGCGCCGCGAUUCGACGGCCUGCGCUUCAUGGAGACCCUCGUCACGGCGCACCGCUGACGGAAGGGCGCACGCGCCAGCACUGCGGGGGCUGUGAUCUGUGGUCCAGGUCGCCGGCCGGAGCAUUUGGUAGCUCUAGCCUGUAUCCAGCUGACCUCGCCGUCGCUGUUCACCAUGUGCUUGUGUUGUUUGUUAGCAAAGGCUAAUCAGCAAAGAAUAUGCUAGUGCUUGUGUUACUCUGAUUAAACUAUUGUGGGUGGCCGGUGCUACGAUUUUUUUUUUGAAACUACGAUUUUUUUUUCUGCC